UGUCGUUGUGUGGUGGCAGAACAGCGGACCAUUCAAAGAAGUGCGCCUACUGAUCAUACCAUCUUUUCAACAGCACAUUACGUCGCCACACAACUGUCCACUGAUAGACAUCGUCGUUACGUGGUGGCAAUGGGGCGGACCAUUCAAAGAAAUGCGCCUACUGACCAAACCAUCUUGUCAACGAAGCACUAG
Molecule: messenger RNA, 192 nt
Organism: Acaulospora morrowiae
Lineage: Eukaryota; Fungi; Glomeromycota; Glomeromycetes; Diversisporales; Acaulosporaceae
Source: the annotation of a GenBank genome assembly